Molecule: messenger RNA, 618 nt
Organism: Wasmannia auropunctata (little fire ant)
Lineage: Eukaryota; Metazoa; Arthropoda; Insecta; Hymenoptera; Formicidae
Exons: 2
Source: RefSeq, a predicted model, not a curated record
AUGCAAUCUAUGGACAAUGCAUGUUUCGCAUGGUCGGUGGUAGCUGCUCUAUAUCCAACUAAAAAUCACACGGAACGGGAAUCGUCGUAUCCGCAUUAUAAAUCCGUGUUACAUCUCAAGGACAUUGAUUUUCCAAUCACGUUAAGUCAAAUAAAAAAGUUUGAGAAUCUCAACGCAAUCUCCAUCAAUGUAUAUACCAUUGAGAACCAGGCACAAGUAUCGAUCCUACCGAUUCACCUCGCUGACACGAAGAAGGAAAAGCAUGUCAAUUUACUGUACGUGGAGAAAGAUGGUGUGGGACAUUUUACAUGGAUCAAGAAUUUUUUGUUCCGCCUAGUUAGCUCGCAACUGAGCAAAAACGCGCACAAGAAAUACAUUUGCGAUAGAUGCCUGCACUAUUUUAGUUCGAGCGAAAAGUUGGAGGUCCACAUCAUAGACUGCGGGGAGAUGAAUGAAUGCGCGAUCAGGUUACCAAGUAAAGACGACAAGUGGGUAAGUUUUAACAACUACAGCAGGAAGGAACGUGUCCCAUUUGUUAUGUAUGCCGACCUGGAAUGUAUCCUGACAAAAAUGGAGAGAGAUCCUGAAACACCGAGCUACAAAUAUCAGCAUCAUCAA